AUGGGGGUUUUCUAUAUUUCUCAUGCUUCCUUCUGUGAAGCUUUCCCUCUAAAGAUUAUCUUUAAUGGUGUGUUUUUGAAAGUAAACAAGGCAACAAUGAACAUGCUGCAUAGGGUUGAGCCUUAUGUGACAUUUGGGUAUCCCAACCUGAAAAGUGUCCGAGAAUUGAUUUACAAGAGGGGUUAUGGGAAACUAAACAAGCAGAGAACUGCAUUGACUGACAACUCUAUUGUUGAAAUGGCCCUGGGUCAGUUUGGGAUCAUUUGCGUGGAAGAUCUGGUACAUGAGAUUAUGACUGUCGGACCCCACUUUAAGGAGGCGAACAACUUCUUGUGGCCAUUCCAAUUGAAGGCACCACUGGGUGGUCUGAAAAAGAAGAGGAAUCACUAUGUUGAAGGAGGCGAUGCCGGAAACCGUGAAGAUUACAUUAACGAGCUCAUCAGGAGGAUGAACUAG
Molecule: messenger RNA, 456 nt
Organism: Ilex paraguariensis (yerba mate)
Lineage: Eukaryota; Viridiplantae; Streptophyta; Magnoliopsida; Aquifoliales; Aquifoliaceae
Source: the annotation of a GenBank genome assembly